Messenger RNA from Astyanax mexicanus (Mexican tetra), 1803 nucleotides. RefSeq lists its product as uncharacterized. Gene Ontology annotation, cellular component: endosome; cytoplasm; plasma membrane. The transcript is spliced from 9 exons. Bases 166 to 1356 code for a protein of 396 amino acids. Gene Ontology annotation, molecular function: protein binding; phospholipid binding. NCBI's taxonomy places the organism in Eukaryota, Metazoa, Chordata, Actinopteri, Characiformes, Acestrorhamphidae. The record is from RefSeq and is a predicted model, not a curated record. Gene Ontology annotation, biological process: regulation of endocytosis; cytoskeleton organization; plasma membrane tubulation.
CAGAUUCCUGCACACACACACACACACUCUGUUACACACUCACACACUUUCAAACACACUCUCUCUCACACACACACUCUUACACACUCUCUUACACACACUCUCCCACUCUGGUGUGUUGGUGUUGGUGGAGGUUGGAGUGUGUUUAGGGAUUGGGGCAGCAGCAUGUCGGACCCGGAGCCGGAGCCACAGGAGGACCCGAGCCGGAGCUUCUGGAUGCCCGGUAACUACGUGGCGACGGUGCAGCGGACGCCAAACUGUUUCCAGGUGUGUGAGGACGUGGUGGCGUGCUUUAAGGACCGGGCGCGGGUGGAGCGGCACUACGCCCAGCAGCUGAAGGAGUGGAGCAGCAAGUGGAAAAGCAUCAUAGACAACAGGCCUCUGUAUGGUUCUUUGAUGCGAGCGUUUCAGAGUUUCUUCUCCUCCGCUGAGCGUCUCUCCGUCCUGCACUCGUCUAUCUCUCGCUCGCUGGUGGAGGAGGAUGGUGAGCGGAUUCACGUCUGGCAGAAAGAAGCGUUUAAACGCAAAAUGUUCAUAGGAUUUCGGGAGUCACAUGACUUCGAGACGGCGUUCGCACGCGCUCAGAAGCCCUGGGUGAAAAAACUGAACAAGCUGGAUAAAGCUCAGAGGGAGUAUAAUAAGUCGUGUGAGAGGGAGCAGAGUGCGCUGGAUAAAGAGCGUCAGGCCAAAAACAACCCCGGCGUGAACGAACUCACACUCACCAAGAUCCAGCAGAACUGCGAGAGAGCAGCGCAAGAGCGCGACAAGGCCCGGGAUCGGUAUGAGAAGGUUCUGGAUGAUGUAACAGGAUACGCCCCCCGUUAUAUGGAGGAGAUGGAGUCGGUGUUCGACCAAUCACAGGAGCAGGAAAGGAAACGCAUCAGCUUCCUCAAACAGACCUUCCUGUCCAUCCACAGACACCUCGACGUCACCAACAACGAUAGUAUAAAGGCUGUGUACAGUGAACUCCACCACACUCUGAUGUCCAUCUGUGAACAGGAUGAUUUACGCUGGUGGAGGAACAACCACGGCCCAGGCAUGACCACUGAUUGGCCGUCACUGCAGGAGUGGGUUCCUCCAGUUAGGAAGAAGAAACCAGGAAAGAAGCCAAAGCCUGUAACCGUAGACACCAAAGCGGUUAUGAUUGGAGGAGUGCGAGUGAAAGCUCUGUAUGAUUAUGUUGGGGAGGAGGCUGAUGAACUGUCAUUCAAAGCAGGGGAGGAGUUUCUGAAGGUGGAGGAUGAAGAUGAGCAAGGCUGGUGUCGUGGAGUAAAAGAGGGCGGAGUCGAAGGCUUCUAUCCAGCCAAUUACGCUCAUGUGGAGCAGGGACAUCAUCAGGAUGCACAGGAAACCUGAUUGGAUGGAGUUUUUCAUUAAGUCACAGAAAGCAUGUGAACGUCUUCAUUAUGAUGUCAUGGUGAUGUCAUCAUGACCUCAGAUAUCAGCGCUGAGCAGGAGAACACACGGACCAGAACUCAGAACCACUAUAUACUGAACAUGAGAGUAAAUCAGAAACACAGUAUUAUUACUAUUUAUUAAAUAUAUCACAUCUCUGUAUUGUUUUUCCUGUGGCCACCAGAAGGCGAUUUAAAUUAUGAAACGGUAUUUGUUGUGGUGCUUCCUGAGCCUGAUUUAAAGUGUUUUACCUUCCAGGUUAAAGUGAAUAGAAUUUUAUAAUGUUAUUAAUCAGUAUUAAUGAUAAUUAGCCAUAUUUAGAUGUUACGCAUAAUUAAUUAUUAAAUCUGCUGCGAUUAAAAAAACUGUACACAAAUAAAAAUCUAUUAAAGUUCAGUAAAUACAUCA